GCAAAGUAUUUAAUGCUUGCACAUCUGCGCGUCACCCUUUCCCUGGAAGAUCACAGAUUCACAUCUCCAGUUUUCCACACACCUAGGAAUCUACUAGACGAAUCCGAAAAGAGAGUAGGCAGUCGCUACAAAAUCUGCAAAACUGCACCCCAUUCCUUGCGGCUGAUCUAAUUCUCUUCUUCUUCUUCAUUAUUCUUCAAGAUCACGUGUUUCUGUUUGUAAUGAUCACAUGAAAAACCCCAUUUCAAAUCUUGGUGAAGCAGAGCAUAGUUAUAGCUUAGCACGAGGGGUGGUUUGCUUCGGGUUGCGGAAUCGGUGAGUCCGAAUGGGAGUGAGGGACACCAUCAAUAGGACCCUGCUAUGCUUCUUAGUGUUCGGCGUUUUCCUUGUCGGGACUCUGAUUUACAAUGGAACAAUUGAUUACAGAUCAAGAUUCGUGAACUUCGAGUCCCCGCUGAGGAACGCUACGCCCUGCCCCAGCAGCGCAGGGCAGCCACUGAAGGUGUACAUGUACGAUCUGGACAUCAAAUACAAUGUAGGGCUGAUGAAAGGCGGAAAUGUGAGCGGGAAGCCGGUGAGCUUGUCGACGCUGCCGCCAUGGCCGGAUGCAUCCGGGGGGCUGAGGAGGCAGCACAGCGUGGAGUAUUGGAUGCUGGCGUCGCUGUUGUACGAAGGUGAUGGUGUGUCUGCCCUGGAUUUUGUUAGGGUUUCGGAUCCGGACACUGCUGAUGCGUUCUUCGUGCCAUUCUUUUCUUCGAUGAGCUAUAACACUUACAUCAAGCACGGGGAUUAUUCGGGGGAGAAGUUUGAUAUUCAAUUGCAGGUUGAAAUUGUUGAAUUCCUUAAGAAGUCCAAAUAUUGGAAGCGAUCUGGUGGUAAGGAUCAUGUGAUCCCUGUGCAUCAUCCAAAUGCCUUCAAAUUUCACAAAGCUCAGGUUAAGAAAGCUAUUUGGAUUGUUGCUGAUUUUGGACGUGCUGACCGAAAUAUAUCUAAUCUGCGGAAAGAUGUUGUUGCCCCAUAUGGACAUGUGGUUGAGUCAUUUCUGGAUGAUGACCCCCCAGACCCAUUUGAGUCUCGCCCCACACUUCUCUUCUUCCGGGGGAGGACAAUUAGGAAAGAUGAUGGAAGGGAUCGUUUGAUACUGCAAAAAUUAUUAGCUGGUGAAAAGGAUGUUGUGUUUCAAGGAAGUGAGGGUGUCUCAAAUAGUGGCAUAAAAAAUUCCACCAAGGGGAUGCGGUUAUCGAAGUUCUGCCUAGAUCCUGCAGGAGAUACUCCAUCAUCUUGUCGCCUUUUUGAUGCAAUAGUGAGCCAUUGUGUUCCUGUUAUUAUAAGUGACAAAGUCGAACUACCAUAUGAGGACGAAGUUGAUUACAGUGAGUUCUGUAUCUUUAUCUCACGUGAGGAUUCAAAGAAAGAAGGGUACAUAGUGAAGCAGCUAAGGAGCAUUUCGAAAUCAAGAUGGGUUGAAAUGUGGAGGUUGCUUAAGAACAUUUCUCAUCAUUUUGAGUUUCAGUACCCUCCGAAAAAGGGCGAUGCUGUAAAUAUGGUGUGGAGGCAGGUGAGACACAAGCUUCCUUUUGCAAAUCUUGAUGUACAUAGAAGCAGGAGGUUGAAAGUCCCAGAUCCAUGGUUGAGAUAGUUUCUGAAUUGUCAUCCACAGAAGAAUUUCCUAAAUAGCCAAAGUUUUUGACUGUCACUGUGUCAGAAAUGGUAGUGUUUGAAAGAGGCACUUCCCACUUCCCAGAAUGGGAUGAUUUUUCUCAGGAGUCUGCAACUUCUUUGGUGCAUUCUUUUAGUUAUGAUUACAGUCUUCAUUUUUGGAAUAGUGACCACUGAAAAGUAGAAGAAGGUUUUGGAGAGGAUUGAAGAGGAGGGUAUAUGUACAAGUACAACGUAAUACCACUUGUGAAUUGAUAAUAAGUUCAAUAACAACUCAAAUAUUUAUAUCUUCAAUUUUAUGA
This is a messenger RNA of Ipomoea triloba (trilobed morning glory), 1961 nucleotides long. Its product is annotated as probable arabinosyltransferase ARAD1. The transcript is spliced from 4 exons. NCBI's taxonomy places the organism in Eukaryota, Viridiplantae, Streptophyta, Magnoliopsida, Solanales, Convolvulaceae. The record is from RefSeq and is a predicted model, not a curated record. The coding region runs from base 326 to 1639 and encodes 437 amino acids. Gene Ontology annotation, molecular function: glycosyltransferase activity.